Molecule: messenger RNA, 6849 nt
Organism: Anolis carolinensis (green anole)
Lineage: Eukaryota; Metazoa; Chordata; Lepidosauria; Squamata; Anolidae
Gene: lrrc3c
Product: leucine rich repeat containing 3C
Exons: 2
Coding region: 244-1026 (260 amino acids)
Molecular function (GO): protein binding
Source: RefSeq, a predicted model, not a curated record
UGCGGAUUCGAGGGGUAAAAGAGCGAGAGAGGGAAGGAGCCGCAAUGCCUGUUGCUUGGAAGGGGACGGCGGCGGAUUUCCUCGCCCGCGGAGGCGGCGGAGGAGGCGGAGGCUGGGGGAGGCGAGUGGCGGCGAAAGAUAGUGUCCCUUGAGCUGCCAUCUUCGAAACUCCCUGAGGGGCAGAAGAAAGUACAAGAAGCAACCGAUGACGGAGUGGAUGCCCUGUUUUCCAGAUGCCCCGACAUGCCUUUUCUGGACUGGUUCCUCUACCAUUCAGUUGCCAUGUGGUUGCUCCUCCACAGUUUUGUUCUGAUGGCCUUUUGCUUCCACUCGGCCACCACCUUUCCCAAGGGCUGCUAUCCCUCCACUGAAGAUGGCUUCAAAACGUUUCGUUGCAGCAGAGCUCAACUUACAGUUAUCCCGAAAGAUAUUCCUAAUGAUACCAACAAAUUGUACCUGGAUUACAACCAGAUUUCUUUCUUGCCCAAUGACGCCUUUCAGAAUUUGCCUCUGCUAGUGGAACUAGACUUGUCGCACAAUGUCAUCAGUCGUGUGGAGGUUGGAGCCUUCCGGGGCUUGUCAGAACAUCUGCAUUCUUUGGACCUUUCUUCCAACAAAUUAGUAUCGGUCAACAAGGAUGUCUUUAACUCUCUCAAAGCCAAAGCCAACCUAUCCAGCAAUCCUUGGCUCUGUGACUGCACACUCCAACAACUCAUUGAGAGGGUCGAGCUGGUUGCUGGCACCUCUGAUGGUAUUGUGUGUGAUGCCUCUGCCCGAAAAGAGCACAUUGGCAAGCCUUUCUUACAACUAGUUGGAGACAUAGACUUCUGCAACAUCUACAAAAAGACCACAGACAUCGCCAUGCUGGUCACCAUGUUCGGCUGGUUCGCCAUGGUGAUCUCAUACUUGAUCUAUUACGUCAGGCAGAACCAAGAAGAUGCCCGACGGCACCUAGAAUAUCUCAAAUCUUUGCCUAGCAAGCAGAAGAAGUCAGAAGAGUCGUCUACAAUUAGCACUGUGGUGUGACCAAAAACAAAACACGAACUCUCCCACCUCAUUCUUAGAAAACCAUAGGUCUGCUGGAGUAGAUGGAUCCAUUCCACAUCUACUUCAACUGGAUCAUGGCUGCCAGAUGCUGGAAUACACAAUGGCUGAAAAGACUGUUAUUAAACAAGCAAGCAAACAAGCAAAGACUUCGGGAGGGCCUUGUUCAUCUGAAAGCCCCCGCUUCACCUUUGUUUCUAAGCAGCAAACAUCAAAAACCAUGUUAGAGUCACAGCCAUGGUUGAAUUCCUUGGCACACUACAGAGUAGGAGGUAAUGCCAGGUUGAAUUCAACAUUUCACAUCCCUACAGUGUGAACUUCACACAGGCACUGCACACUCCUCUUUCUCUCAAUAUUAAUUGUUGUAAAUCUAAGGAUCUAGGAUGUAUUUUUAUUAUACAGUGCUCCGGUGAUAAAACAGAUUGAGAGCAAGAGGAUUCUGCUGUGUUCUGCUGCCCCAAGAAGAGAUUUACAGAAAACCAGGCUUAGGGAAACACCAAGAAAGGUAGCCAGACAGGUCCUACAUAUGUUUACCCAGAUGUCAGUCCCACUGUGAGUUGUAGGGGUUGCUCCUAAGUAAGUGUAGAUAGGAUUGCAGUUUCAAGGCCUGGGGUACAGAAACUCCGAGCAGCUGCAAUCUAGAGUAAUUACUAAGUGCUGGGAGGCUUCUGAGCUUGUUAUUAAUGUGCAAGAUUAGAGGAGAUGAAACAAAUUACUCUGUCCCAUUAAUACUGGAUGUUCUCUUUGAACACAAAUUAACAGCACCACCAGUUCCCCCUCAGACACUUCAUAUUAGAAAUGCUUUUUUAAAAAAAUACUUUUCUUUUUUGCAGGAAUCAUUAAGUGCAAGGUGAAGGGAAGUGUCUGUGUUUUGAACUUUUCAGCCAUUUUCUCACAGUUCUUAUUGCUGCUGGAGGUGGCUGCUGGGAGAUGGACAAUCUUAGUUAGUUAAAAGUGAUGUAGAAAAACAAAUCAUACCCAUGCCAGCUUUCAAGGAAUGCAAAGAAAACACGUACAAAUGUCCUUGAUCCAGAGAAUAGCAGGAGCAACAGAAGGCUAUGGCUCAAGUGUGGGUGCCUACAAACAGAUACAACUUAGCUCUCAAGCUGAUUUAUGAAGGUCCCUUAGGUAUGGGAGGGCAACCUGCAACUGCUAUGUGGCCUUCAGAUUGUUCUCAUGUACCUCCUUGGCCUUAUUUCAGAAGCUCUUUUCAUAUGGUUAGUUAGACCUCUGAUAGAUAUGUGAAACUCUCUCUGUCUUGAUACUCCUGAGUUAGUUUCUCACCUGUGUUUUCAUCUUGUCCUUGAGUGAUUUCAGGGUUUGUUUUUCUUUUGUUCCCAUGCUGAAAUUUGCACAUUAUUUCAUGUUUUUUUUCCCAUGUUUGCAUCAUUUACUUAAUUUGUGCACAUUUUCCCAUUGGCUAAAGUGUGAUUCUUUAUACUUUAAAACAAUUUAAUUCAUCUCUGUUUUUAAAAAAAUCAGUAUCGUUUUGUGGACACGGUGUUUCUUGGCAACACAUUUGAAGGCUUACAUAUAUUGUAAGCCUUACGAAUGUACCAGUUUGUGGAUCCUUUAGGUGAAGUGCACAUAUCCCCACAAUAGGUCUUAGGAAGUGCAGAAAUCUUAUUUUCACUGAGAUUGUUGGGUUGAAUCAAAACUCUUCUCAGUCCUUGACUUUGCCAGAAAAUAUGACCAUUCACCUUCAGACCUAUAGGUGCAGUGAGAGGAAGGAAAAUGGUGUCAAGAAGAGAAGAAGAAAGAUCAGGGCAGGGAUUGAGGCUGGGAAGGAAACAGAAGGUGGAAGAUAAAAGGGCGAAAGUGCGACCUUGCUUUCUUCUAGCACUUCAACAAUUUCAAGUUUUAGCCUCCCCAAUGGUUUCUAUGUCAAUGCUUUGGUGAAUUCAUUUUAGAUUUAAUAAGGAGCUGUGCAAGAUGUUAGAAGCCAUUGACUCUCCCAGCCCUGACUCCUGUCAAUAUGUGACUCCUGAGAGAAGAUUCCCAAAGGAACAUCAUGUUGAUAUAGGAAAGGUUGCCCUCCAUGCUCUAAGAUGCAGCACAUGAUCAUUGGGCAUGGAUUAGUGAACUGCUUGUGUGAGCAUCCCCUUGAUGCCAAUCAGCAACCCUUUCUGGAUCUGCCAAGGCAGGCUAACAUAGAAACCAGUUUUCUACUAAGGAUAUAGGAAUGUGGAGUAUCUUCACAAUUUUUGGUUUAUAGAUCAGAAAAGUGAGUUUCAUAUCAGUGGAGGAAUGCUGUUGUAAUCCAGUGAGUUCUCCUGGGAUUCAAGCGUUCCAAAAUGUUGGAGAGGAGUACUCAGAAAACACAUCAUCUUUGCAAAAAUCCAUGUGUUUUUCUCUGUAAUAAUUCCUCUGCAACACUUUGGGAUGUUCACACACAGUAGGGCAGACAAUUGUGAGUGGUUAAGAGUCUGCAUUUGCUCCCUAAAAGACCAUGAAGGACAAUUACCCUCACAAUAAAUAAAACAAAAUAAAUUGCCCUCAAAAAUGCUAUUCAGGGUGUGGAAGAAAUGUGCCAAGUUUGUAGACAUUUAGAUAAUUUCAGACCCUGGAAAGGCCUUUCUUUGUUUAGGGACUUUCCAGAAAGUAUUUGGUUCUUAUAGUAUGGUUCCUGUUAAAAGAAGGACUUUUGUGGCUCCAAAAUAUGGCAAAAAUGCUACCUAGAAGGCAAUUUUAGCCAUGAGAUCCUGCAUACAGUCCAUGGUCUCCAAUUUGUCCAUCCCUGAAAUAUGAAGAAAAUGGUGCAGAGAAAUAUUUGUUUUCUCCCCACAAGAAUUAUAUGGUCUUGCAUGCGAGGAGGAUAUAGUGAAGGAUUUAUAUCUUCACUGUAGAUUGCUUUCACUGGAUCGAGGUAAUUGUGGUUACCUGUUUUCUCUCAUUAAAAGUGGUUGUAUCACUACACUAGUAAUUUAGGAUUCUCCAAAUCUCCAUGAUUCCACACAGCUUUUGCCAUUUUGAUAAAAUAGCUAUUUAAAAAAACACAAAAAGGAAUAGUUUUUAACUGGAAAGCAUCAAACUGUAGCUGAAAAAUAUUUAUAUGGGCACUUAUAGACGAAAUGUCACACUACUGAAAGAAAUGUAUAGCAUCUAUCAAGAUUUUUUUCCCUAUGGGGAACACUACAACUUUCUUUUGCUAUUUUUUUUGGACUUUGAAAAUCAAACGAGCAAACAGCUGACCACAUCAUGGCAAUGGUUUUCAAAAUGGAUCAAUUUUUUAUACAUGCUGUAGCAAUAGCUGGAUAUCCAUUUUGCUGGAAUGUUUCACUUCUACCCAUCACAGUUAUCAGAUGAAAUGCAUAUGGAUUUAUGGAUCAAUAGUAUAAAUACUUGGAUAAGUAGUAAAACAUGAGAUUAUAGAAGACACAUCAACAUGUAAGGUAUAGAAUAGAAUAAUGGGAUUAUGUUCUUGGGAAUUUUGUGUUUCAAUAACGAAACCAGUUUUAGUUUGAGAGCCAAACUUGAAAAAGAACUGAUUCAGGUUCCAAAGGUGUAUUGUUUUCUUUCCAUCUGUCAGAACCAGAAAUACAAACCUGCGAAACAAAGCUGGGGGUGAGGUGGAGCAGUUCACAUGAGGAUUUUUGUGUUUUCUUCUGUCAUAGAAGUGGUCUAUCUUUUGUGAACAGGGUAUAAUGCCUGAGCAGUUAAAUUUGAUUAUAUUGACGUACAGCCUAGGUCUUCCCUCAGGGUGGAUUGGACCUGAAUGACCAUCUCACCCACCUAAACAGUCCUAGCAGGCUGUGGUGUCUGGGGACCAUGGGAGUUAUAAUCCAAUGUAUCUCAGAGGAUGUGAGGUUGGGAGAGGCUGUAUUAUGUAUUGUUCAAUCACUCCAAUAUGCAGGAACUUGAGUUCUAUGUUGAAUGUGGCUUGAAAUCAGAGCUUGGGAAACAGCAGUGCUAAUGUUGACUCAUUAGCAUUAAAUUGUUAAAGAGAAAUUUUUAUGUCAAAACAGUAAGAGAAAUUUAUACGAUUGGUUUGUUAAUUUAAUCCAUUAAGUCAGUGUGGUCCAACCCACAGACCGCAUGCGGCCCACCAAUUCAUUUUGUUGGUCCUUGCCCUUCUUAUUGGAAAAAUAUUUUAAUUUAACAUUUGGAAAAAAAUAAUUUACCCUUCUUACUGCUUUAAGUUUUUAAGAAGUGUUUUCUUUCUGGAAUGUCUCUGGCCCUCACAUUCCUAUACUAAAGUUUGAUUGGCCCUCGGGUAACUAAAAGUUGGACCACAUUGCAUUAAGUAAUUAAAGUCAAUAAAUCAUUUAGAAAUCACUACAAAUGGCCAAAAAUGACCAGUUCCAUCCAAAAUUACCUUAAAACCCCCCAAGAAAUGUUAUUUCUUUAUUUUAAACAAAAAAUUCAACAAAAAGAACAUUAUUAACAUUUGGUCUAAUAUAACAAAAUCUUAAACUGUCAUUGGAAAAUCAGUGAAACAGGGUUAGCCAAUUCAUUUUUAAUCAAUUAUUCCUAAACUCUGGUUGAAAUGUAGCCUGUAACUGUUUUGCUGAUAUUUUGACAUCGACCUGUUCCUUCUACCUGUUCCAUCAACAUAAGUCAGAAAUUGUCAGAUCAUCAAUUUUGAUGCUCUCCAUGAUCUCCAAAGAUCUGAAACAUACCUUACAGGUAGCGGGAUUUGCCAUGAUUGAGAUCCACCAGCUUCCAGUUCACAUACUGUGCUGUUCACCUGAGUCGACUGUUCUUGUGAGUGAAGAAAGAAUCAAGAGAAAAUGCCUACAAUGGUCCUAGCUGAUUUAGAGGGCCAACGGAAAGCAUCACCCAAUCUGAUGUUUCCUGCUGGCCAACUUUGCAUCACCUUUAUACACCAAUGUGCCACAUCAAAGGGUUGCUUUGUCAGGACUUUCCCGACUACUGGAAGAAGCAAAUAUGGAGGAUCUUAGGGAAGUAUGUUGGGCUUGUGCAGAUAUUUCUACUCACUCCAGACCUUGAGGGUGUUAACAUUGGAACUGUGGGCAAAGGUUCAUCUAUGGCACACCACCCAAGACUGCAGAUGUAACCAGGAUGUCCACCUGUAUUCCUCAUGUGCCUACCCAGUUCCUACUAGGGGAACAGCACCCUACCAGGUUUCUAGGUCAUGAUACUCUGCUCUGGCCCAAGAGGGUUGAGAGAUAGAGAUUGCACCCGCCUGCCAUACUUUCAAGUGCCCUUUGUUGAGAGACCUUCUCCUCCAGAGCUUUAAAGCCUGGUGUUUCAGGGCAGGGCUUUGUGUGGGUGGACAUUUUUGCACGUCCUACCUACUUUGUAGCAAAUUUCUCCCCUUGUUCUUCAAGAGGUUCCUUCAUUCUGUCUCCUUACCAAUAAAAGCCGAAAACGCCUUCCUUUGAAGAAAGAGAAUGCACCGCAACAGCCUACCAUCAAUCUAAAGGGAAAUUGGUCACCAUCUGUUUCAUUUGAGGAGCUCGAAGUCAACUGACCUUCCACUGUGACCGCAUAUCAAGGGAACACAGGAUGAGAAGAAGAAAAAAAAUACCCUAAUGUAUAUGCUCUCUUUCUCUGUUGAUAAGCAGCCUUAUGCCUUGAGCUCUUCAAACUCAGUACCUCUUCUCUACAUUCCCAGUAUGCAGUACGACUCUUCCAUCACAGCGCUGGCAGCUCCUGAGGGCUGCAUGCAGAGAAAAUAUUGAGAAACCAAAAUGGUCACUGAAAACUAUACACACGCACAAAUGGAAAAUAAAAAGUUAAAAAAAAGAGUACCCUGGUAAUUAAUAAAAUCUUUCCUAAUUUUUUUCAAUGUUAUUUAAAAAUUUUCCCAUGAAAAGACAAAUAAACAAAAUUUACACAGGC